AUGACCAACUCGCUUUCCUCCGUGGUCGCACCAGAUACACUCAGAAAGCCUCCAUCCUAUUCGCCCUCGAGCGCGAAGUCCUCUCGAGAUUUCAAGAGAAGCCAUCCGCAUCCCUACCUUAGUGGCAACUUUGCUCCUUUGCAGAAGGCCCAGAGUCUAGUACCAUGCUCAUAUUCUGGGAGCAUACCAGAAGAGCUAUUUGGAGGUGAAUACGUGCGAAAUGGCGGCAACCCAGUGGCAAACGAGGACUUGGGCCGGGAUGCGCACUGGUUUGACGGUGAUGGUAUGCUCAGCGGUGUCGCGUUCACACGAACUGCCAACGGUGUGCAACCAGAAUUUGUCAACCAAUACAUCUUGACCGACAUCUAUCUGUCCACAAUAUCCUCAAAACACCUGCGCCAUCCGAUCCUGCCGAGCAUAGCAGCAUUGGUCAAUCCAUUGACCUCAUUGUACAAGCUCAUCGCCCUUAUCUUCCGCAGCAUCUUAUAUGUCUUAUUAUCACGACUUCCUGGCUCAGUCCAAGCCAUUAAGAAGAUCAGCGUGGCCAACACGGGUGUUUUAUUCCAUGAUGGUCGCGCUCUUGCCACCUGCGAAUCCGGCCCCCCAAUCAGAAUCGUUCUUCCGGGCCUCGAAACUGUUGGCUGGUUCAACGGGAAGAGAGCAGAAGGGGAGCUGGGAGGAGAGGACGGCUCGGGAUUUGGGGGAGAUGGGUUACUGCGAUUCAUGAAAGAAUGGACCACCGCCCAUCCUCGUGUCGACCCGAAGACGGGAGAGCUGGUCCUCUUCCACUCGACUUUUGUCCCUCCAUAUGUACAUUACUCGAUUAUCCCUGCGACCUUCUCGCCCGCCGUCCCUACUUCGCCGCUCGAGAGACCAAUCAGGCUUCUGAAUGCCCCAGUUCCGGGGAUUUCGUCGGCAAAGAUGAUGCAUGAUUUUGGAGUGUCGGCACACCACACUGUCAUCAUGGACUUGCCUCUGUCGCUGGAUCCAUUGAACUUGGUAAAGAAUAAGCCUGUUGUUACCUACGACGCAACGUCUCAUUCUCGAUUCGGCAUCUUUCCUCGAUACCUGCCCCAGCAGAUUGUCUGGUUUGAGACAAAAGCAUGCUGCAUCUUCCAUACUGCGAACACGUGGGACGAUCAGGUGCUUGACAAAGUAACGGGACAACUGCGGACAACUGCUGUCAAUAUGCUCGCAUGUCGACUGACUUCGGCGUCGGUCAUUUUUGAUGCAGGCAAUAUUCCUGCUCCUCAACAAAUGCUCAAUGGGCCUGAUAGUGAAGAACAGUGCCGACUCCACUACUAUCAGUUCUCAAUGGCACAGCCAGGGCACAUAACACAUGAGUUCGCAUUAAGUGCUAUCCCGUUCGAAUUUCCCAAUAUUAGGAAAGACAGCACAAUGAGCCAGGUUAGAUAUGUCUUUGGUUGUUCGACUUCCAUAGGCACCUUUGGAGUCGCCCUUGGCCGUGCUGCGAAGAUCGACUGCUUGGUCAAGGCAGAUGUGGAGACGCUCAUCAAGCGAGGCAAGACUUAUUCACAUACCCCGGGUGUACUUGACUGUGUUGAUACAAGGUGUAUCAACACGAUCUUACAAUCUCGGGAGGAGGAUGACCCAAUCUCGAUUUUUCGCCUUCCGCAAGGCUGGUUCGCACAGGAGCCACACUUUGUGCCACGUGAAAACGGCACUCAGGAAGAUGAUGGCUGGCUGUUGACCUAUGUCUUUGACGAAUCACAGCUGAACUCAUCAGGCGAAUGUCGUCCCGACGCCAAAAGUGAGCUGUGGAUCAUUGAUGCCCGAGACAUGAAGACGUUGGUCGCGCGGAUAUACCUGACGCAGAGAGUACCCUAUGGCCUCCAUGGUAAUUUCUUCACCGAGGAACAGGUCAAAUCGCAGCGGCCAAUCGAGACCAUCCGGGCCAUCAAACAAAGAGACGAGGUCGAGCAGCAAGCGAACUGGUGGUUGGCCGUCAGGAACAGGCUGGAGAAGGCUCUGGGGUAA
Molecule: messenger RNA, 1998 nt
Organism: Fonsecaea nubica
Lineage: Eukaryota; Fungi; Ascomycota; Eurotiomycetes; Chaetothyriales; Herpotrichiellaceae
Exons: 1
Coding region: 1-1998 (665 amino acids)
Biological process (GO): carotene catabolic process
Molecular function (GO): carotenoid dioxygenase activity
Source: RefSeq, a predicted model, not a curated record